This is a messenger RNA of Lates calcarifer (barramundi perch), 3603 nucleotides long. It is a transcript of the gene fgf13a, whose product is annotated as fibroblast growth factor 13a. The transcript is spliced from 5 exons. Bases 948 to 1688 code for a protein of 246 amino acids. Lineage: Eukaryota; Metazoa; Chordata; Actinopteri; Centropomidae. Gene Ontology annotation, molecular function: growth factor activity; fibroblast growth factor receptor binding. Gene Ontology annotation, biological process: positive regulation of cell population proliferation; fibroblast growth factor receptor signaling pathway; animal organ morphogenesis. Gene Ontology annotation, cellular component: cytoplasm. The record is from RefSeq and is a predicted model, not a curated record.
UUGAUAUGUAACAUGAAUUAUUCCCGUAUGACGGCCUGUAUAGAGACAUUCGUUUCCUAUCUGUGCACAUUGACUGGGUUUGUGUGUCACUAGUAAGAAUCCCUGUCCUCUCCCUCCUCCUCCCCACGGCUCAUUCUCCAGGUUGGAGGUGGGAUGCUCUCAGCAGCGCAGCUGAGUCUGUGCUUUGCGCUGGGCUCGGAUGCUGCAUCCAGAAUGAGGCGCCUCCUGCUAACACCUUGCGUUGCCUCGCUUCAGCAAAAGACCGAAAAACAAAUGGAAUCUCUUUAGUGAUUCGUUCACAUCCUCCGCGUUGCCUUUUCUAAAACACGGUGUAAGUCUCUCUCUGACAGCAGCAGCUUCAGUGAGGGAUUAGGGAAACCAGAUAAAGAGCACUGCAAACACUCUCCCGGCGUCUGCAAACAGGUGUUUCCAUCCUAUGGCUGCGCAUUGAGCUUCAUUCACGACUAUCUGCCUGCCUGAAUACCAUGUGCGCGGCCAUGUAGUUUAGCAAAACCGCUUACAGAGACUGGGUUUGUGCGUUUUUGUUGUGAUGCUGAGAAAAUUAUACAGUUGGAGGAACAUGCAGCGUGCUGUGCUCAAAGUCUUUGUACAGCUUCACGGUGGAACGUGUGGUUUUUAUUUUUUAAGUUUCACUUUUUUCUCGGGGAUACGACGGACAAUUCCUGAAUAACGCCCAAAUUCACGAAAAAUGAUUCAUUUGGAGAUUAUCUAACAGGCUCCAGCGCACUACUGGGACUAUUUUAUUGUCUGCUCCUCACAGUCCACUUUGCAGAUUCCUUUAUUAUUUAACGAGUCGUUGUAGUUGCCUCAGAUUGUCACCACUGCGCCUGGACAUUUCACCUCAGAAUCCAGUUUUCUGGAUUCAAAGGGGGUGAUUAUCUUCAAGCUUCUCCGGAAGUUUUUUCCACACCGCUGCCAAACUGGCCAUGGCUGCAGCGAUUGCCAGCUCCCUCAUUAGGCAGAAAAGGCAGGCGAGGGAGCGGGAGAAGUCUAAUGCCUGCCGCUGCGUUAGCAGCCCCAGUAAAACCAAAGGAAGCUGUGAAAAACCCAGUCGACUGAACGUUUUCUCCCGGGUCAAACUCUUUGGUUCCAAGAAGAGGCGAAGGAGACGACCAGAGCCCCAGCUGAAGGGGAUUGUGACGAAGCUGUAUAGUCGACAAGGUUUCCACCUGCAGCUGCAAGCAGAUGGAACCAUUGAUGGAACGAAGGAGGAGGACAAUGGUUACACCAUGUUCAACCUUAUUCCAGUGGGGCUGCGAGUGGUGGCCAUCCAGGGAGUGCAGACCAAACUCUAUCUGGCUAUGAACAGUGAGGGCUAUCUGUACACAUCAGAACACUUUACGCCAGAGUGCAAAUUCAAGGAGUCGGUGUUCGAGAACUAUUAUGUCACAUACUCCUCCAUGAUAUACCGGCAGCAGCAGUCGGGCAGGGGCUGGUACCUCGGUCUGAACAAGGAAGGAGAAAUCAUGAAGGGGAACCAUGUCAAGAAGAACAAACCAGCAGCCCACUUCCUUCCCAAACCUCUAAAGGUGGCAAUGUACAGAGAGCCAUCCCUCCAUGACUUGACAGAGUUCUCCCGCUCUGGCAGCGGCACGCCCACCAAGAGUCGGAGUGCCUCAGCAGUGCUCAACGGAGGCAAAGCCGUGAGCCAGAAUGAGUCGACGUAGCCCGGUAGCCGAACCCAGGCCUGUGGCCGAACCACGAAAACCUUACCUCCAGCAGAGCGUGAAUCCAAGCAGACUUCUCUCACCGAUCAGCGGUUCAGGACUAGCUACGACAACAAACAACACAUAAACACCCAGACACCAUCAAUAAUAAAAAUCUAAAAAAAAAAAAAAAAAAACAGUUAGGCACCAUCUUUGUCAAUCAUUGUUUCUGUCUCAAAACAGCAUCAGAAGUAAGAAACUUAACGACACAUAAACCAUUCUGGACUUUAAAAAACAAAGUAAAAAUUUUUGUUUUGGGCUUGAGAUUUAUUUAUUACCCUGAUCACUCUCUUUUGGUGAUAUCGCGUUCCAGUUAGCUCAUCGUUGUUUUAUUUUUCUUAAUUUCCUGUGGACAAUAAUUUUUCUUAGAUCAUGUAGACACCAAGCACUCGUGCAUCUGUCAGACAGGGACAGGAAGUUAGACAUGUAGGCAUUCAGGGCAGCCAGUAAUGGUGCUGGUCUACGAGGCUGCAGCGGUACAGUACAAGCCCUGAUCUCUUGUCUCAUCCAUGCUUCUGUGAAUACAAAGCCUAUAAACUCCCUGGUGUGGCACAGCCUAGAGCUGCUGGGACUGUGGCCAGCCAGAUGGUAGCUCUCCUGCGUCCUAGUGCACACGCUCAGAGACUGAGCUCUCUAGCAUGGGAAACUGAAGCCUAUGUUCAGCUGACCUGAAAUAUAAGGGACAGCGUGGCUCUCCUGCAGUUUUUUUUUCUUCUUUUUGGAGAUGCCACAGCUGCACCUUGUUUUUUGCUAAUUUUCUGAAUUAGCAGAGAGCUUUUUAGUUGAUAACUGGUUUUGUUUUUGUCCCCUCUUGUUCUCUUCCCUUGCCAUUGUUCAGUAUUUGUAUUUUUUCGUUGCUGUUCCAUUAUUGAAAGGGGUUCCAGCAAACCAAAGACAGAACGAAAGAGUGUCCCUUUAAGCCGCUGAAAACCAAGCCAGUAUAAAGGCAAAGCUGGAAUUUUUUUCACUGUACAUUUUUGAUGAAAGAAGGCAAAAGUUUUGAGGGGGGAAAAAAAGGAACAAUGGACACAGGAAGUGAUUUUAAACACGUUGGAGUUGGCAGCGUGCUUGAUGUCGUGCUUUUUGCUGAUAUGCUCAAUGACAGAGGUAUAUGAAACGUUUAUUCUGUGUCCCCAUUCCCUUCUGUUACCUCUGUGUUCACAAUGUCGCUGUCUCUUGUCCUUGUGAUCUGUUUCUUCCCUCUGUGCUUGUGUCAUACUUCGACCCCCCCGCCCCCCCAACCUCCCCACAAUCCUUUUUUUGUCGACUUCUAUUGACUGAUACAGUUCACCAUAGGAAUAUGGUGCAAGCCCCUUCCCAGGAUGCUUGUUAUGUGUUUGAGUAACUUAUUGUGGUGACAAUAUUUUCUAUAUUUAAAAAAAGAAUACUGUGGACUUUUAGGUGGCUUAACAUUUUAUAGGACACGUCAUAUUUGUAAAAGUGAAAAAAGAAGAAAAAAAAACAUACAAAAAUGAACAUCUUCCCUUUCUUGCACAGGGCAUGUACAAACACAAUUAUGUACAAAAAGGACCCUUUUUGUGGGCUAUGUACUCUUCCCUUCAGCUACAUAACUUCUUUCCAGUACAUGCUUCUGGGAGGCUUUCUUUUCUUGGUUUCCUCCGGAGGUGGUUUGUAUUAGGUGAACCUAUCUGUUGCAUGGGAGAAAGCAGGGAAAUUCUGGUCUAGAGCUGCAUGAUGUAGGCUAUGUGUAUUAACCCAUGUUGGAUCAUGUAUUCCAAACUACCAGGCUAAAUCUGAUAAAACAACAUAUACAGGCAGACAUUGUGGCUGUCUGAUAACUUCCAGUUGUUUAUUAUUUGUUGUAUACACAAAAAUGCACUGAAUAAAAUGUUUAUAUUAAGAUAUACUUUUAAAA